AUGCACGAAACCAAAGCCAAAAAAAAAGAGAUGUAUGCAGAGCCUGAGAGAUUCCCUCAAAGUUUUGUUUGCGGAAGCGUGCGAUCGCCUGGAAUUCCUGGCGGAGAGUGACGGCCGAACGGGGUGGGGUCUGUUCUGAGUUUGUAUCUCCGUGCGGGGGGCUCCUUGUUUCUCUCUCAGACUCUCCACAGACAUCGAGAGUAAGACAAUAUUAUUUUUGCUUUGGUGGUUUGUUUUGUGUUUUGGGGUAGACUGAGGUCUCCUGUUGUCACCUGGAGACUGAUCUCCGAGGCGGGAGACGUUCCCCUUUUCUGUCUGAUGUGAGGGAGGACACUACUUUAUGGUUUGAUUUUUAUUUUAAUUUUUAAAAAAGAAGUGUACUUUCAGCCUCCGCCAAGGUCCGUCCAACAAGAAAAGAGAUUUUUCAACAAAAAGUUUUCAAGAUGACGGAUGUAGAUUCGGACGAGGAACAAUUGGAGAUGGAAGAAUUCCCUGACGGAGAUGAGGAGCUUUUUGAACAAUCCUACAUCCCCAACUAUGGAGCAAUACCGGGAGAGCAAGAGCAUCUGCCAACUGAGUUGGGUCCAUAUAGAAAAGAGGCAACUUACUUAUUUGGUCCAGUGUCUGGGCUACUCAUUGCGAAUGGUGCAGGAUUCAUGAGCAAAUUCAUGGUUGAGUUUGAUGGGAAUGAAGACUCUAUCUUUUUUGCUGAUGGCCAACGUCGAAUUGAUUUUGUAUUGGUUUACGAAGAGGAGCGCAGAAAGCCAGGAGACAAAAAGCGAAUGAGAUCAAUUCUAAGCAGAAAGAGAAAAAGAGCAUUUUUUCAAGAAAACUUAAUGAAAGAAGGCAUACAGAUUGAAGCGACAAAAUCAGUUGUGGAUCACAGCCUUAUUUUUCUGAAACUCCAUGCACCAUGGGAUCUUCUCUGUCGUUAUGCUGAACUCCUUCAUAUCAAGCUACCUCUAUAUUCCAAUGAUAUAAAACAGAAGCCCUCCACAUUCAACUGCAUCACUAAGAUUUUCUCAGUGGAUGAAGACAAAAUUCCACCAGAACCUGAAUAUUUCACUGCGCCUUUUGAGAUGGAUCGUAUUAAAAGUUUCCAAAUUGAUGAUCAUGAUUCAUUCUUCUCACCAGCAACAAGAAGCAGAAUAGUCCAGUAUAUUCUGAACCGCUGUGAAUAUAAAAAAGGAAAUCGAAACAAAUUUGGCAUCACCAAACUUUUGGACUCAAAGACAUACAGUGCAGCUUACACCCUCCAUGAUUGUAAGUACAAUCAGAAAUCGUCAGACCCGUUAUGCCCCAAUGAGAGAUACCUUUUGUAUGAGGAGUGGGCACAUCCCAAGAACUUUUACAAACUGCAACCUCUGGAUCUCAUCAGGAAGUAUUUUGGCGAGAAGAUUGGAAUCUACUUUGCUUGGCUUGGUUUCUAUACUGGAAUGCUGGCCAUUGCUGGAUUUGCAGGACUUGUCUGUUUUAUUUUUGGAAUACUGACUCUGGAUUACAAUACAUGGAGUCAGGAAGUGUGUGAUCCUGAGAUUGGAGGUCGUAUGAUCAUGUGUCCCCAGUGUGAUCGAGAUUGUAGUUAUUGGAGACUCAAUAUUACUUGUGAAUCAUCGAGGAAAUUAUCCGUAUUUGACAACUAUGGAACUCUAGCCUAUGCAGUGUUUAUGGGAAUUUGGGUGACCGUGUUUCUGGAAUUCUGGAAACGCCGACAGGCUACAUUGGAGUAUGAGUGGGACACUGUAGAACUGGAACAGGAAGAGCCACGGCGACCAGAAUAUGAAGCAAAAUGCACUAUUCCAAAAAAAAAUCCAAUCACACAAGAAGAAGAGUUGGUUCCUUACUCAGCCUGUGGAAAAUGUAUGCGACUGGUUUGUGGUGGAAGCACGGUUCUUUUCUGGAUCUCAUUAAUUAUUGCCUCAGUAGUUGCCAUUAUUGUCUAUCGGUUGGCUGCCUUUUUGAACUUCUCUGCCAAGCUGCCCACAGCAAUAGAUGACAAUCUGGAACCUCUCAAAGACUACCUGACUCCACAGAUGGCAACUUCUGUAACAGCAUCUCUCAUUAACUUUUUGUUCAUUAUGAUUUUGAAUAUUCUUUAUGAGAGAGUCGCAAUAUGGAUCACUGACUUUGAGCUUCCAAGAACACAGACAGACUAUGAAAACAGUCUAACUGUGAAGAUGUUUCUCUUCCAAUUUGUCAACUACUAUUCCUCUUGCUUCUACAUUGCUUUCUUCAAAGGCAAGAUUGUGGGUUAUCCUGGAGAACCAGUUUACUGGUUGGGACGAUUCAGAAAUGAAGAGUGUGACCCAGGAGGCUGCCUCGUAGAAUUGUCAACUCAGCUGCUGAUUAUAAUGGGAGGAAAAGCAAUAUGGAACAAUGUUCAAGAAGUUCUCAUUCCGUGGUUAAAGAACCUUAUUGGUCGGUGUCGUGCAAAAUCAGAAGAGAAACUUCCCCGAUGGGAGCAAGACUAUCGGCUGCAAUCCAUCUCAAAGUUGGGCUUAUUUUAUGAAUACCUGGAAAUGGUUAUACAGUUUGGUUUUGCCACCAUCUUUGUGGCAUCAUUCCCUCUGGCACCUCUGCUGGCACUGAUUAAUAACAUCAUCGAAAUACGAGUAGAUGGUUGGAAAAUGACCACACAGUUUCGACGGAUUCUGGCAGCCAAAGCGCAAGAUAUUGGAGCCUGGUUGCCAAUCUUGCAUGGAGUGGCUGUUUUUGCAGCUGUGACAAAUGCACUGAUCAUUGCAUUCACAUCAGAUAUGAUUCCCAGGCUUGUGUACUAUUGGGCACUGUCUGUGCAACCCUUUGGAGCACACAACAGCUCGACCAUGCAAGGUUACAUCAAUACCACUCUCUCUGUUUUCAGUAUCGCUGACUUCACAAGUCUCAGCAAGCCCAAGAAUACACCGCCCUGGUUUGACCGUGAAAAUGCUACCACCUGCAGGUACCGAGACUUGCGAUAUCCUCCUGGUCACCCUCUACAGUAUUAUCAUAGCCUUUAUUUCUGGCAUAUAAUGGCUGCCAAAUUGGCUUUUAUUAUUAUUAUGGAGCACAUUGUAUUUACAGUGAGUUUCCUUGUCUCUUACUGCAUUCCUGACGUACCAAAACACAUUAAAGAGCAAAUUAAGCGGGAGAGGUAUCUGACACAGAAGCUUCUGCAUGAAUCUCAACUUACAGACUGGCAUAACAAAAUGGCAGAAACUGCCAAAACUGUAAUGAAGGGUCCAGUGAGCAUGAAAUCUGCAGACAUGGAUGUAUAAACACUUGUGACACAAAUCUAUAACUUUUUUAUCUUACAUUUUUUAAAAGGAGGUUUGGAGAUUUUUUUAAUUGUGCGAUUCCAAGGCACAUUUUGUUUUGUACAAUCCUCAAAAAAAACUUCUAUAUUUUGUUUGUCAUUUGACCCACUGCAUUUUGUAAUACUGAUACCGAUGGUUGGUGCAGUAGGUUUCAGGAGUUCACAUAAAUGGUCAUUUGUUAUAUUUACAAAGGGUUGACAAAUAUGACAUUUUAAAAAUAUCAUGGUGUUAUCCUGGACCUUUUUAGAAUAUGAAAAAGGAAUGUAAUGACUAAAAAACUGAGCAAAGAAGUGGUAGCCUUGAUUUUUGGAUUAUUUUGAGCUGAAAAUUGAGCAAAAUUGCUGUUGCACCAGAAAGUAGCCCACUGCUGAUAUGCUGCUGUACAUUUACAUCAUUCAGCAAUGUAACAUGAGAGGAUUACUUCGCAUUGACUGUAUAAGUAAAUGAACAGCUCCAGGACCAGUAAUGUUUAAAAUACCCUGCUGUAUCAUAGUAUUCAUCGCAGAGGACAUAUUCAGUGUAUGGGUAUAAUGAAGAUGUGGGUAUACUGUAUCUUUAAGAGAGUUAAAAGCUAGCAGAACUACCUGACAGCACCAAGUGUUCUGAAUAACACACAAUCCAACAUGUGAUCCAGCAGUUCGGGUAGCUGCUUGCUUGGUGACAAAAACAAAAUUGAAUUAGGCCAAUCGGUUUAAAAUACAUCCCCCAAAAAAUACCCCCUAACUGUUCUGACACAGGUAAACCCUCCUGCUUUAAUUUAAACCAGCAACCCAGAAAAGAUUUAUCUCAUGCAGUAAUCUGUGAAAAUUCGAGAGGCCAAGAACUAUAACAGAGAAUAAUUAACUAAAAAUUAUUUACAACUCCUUCCUCUAAGCUAUAUUUUACUUUCCCUUGUAUAAUACUGGCCUGAUAAAAACCCCCGUUAAGAUUUACUGAAAAACUCAAAUUUCCAAACCCACCAGCUGACGAAUCUUCUCUUUGUUGAUUUGCUCUCCAAGUCGGUGUCGAUGUUUUCCUCUGUGUAAACACCUUCUCUCGACAGGUACCACUCAGACAAUUCUGACUAGCAGCCUACAUCUGUUGGUCUUUUGGCAGUUCUCUCCCAACUGUUCAAUUUUUCCCAGCCUUCUUACCCCCAAAGCAUCGGAUUGCGUCAUUGGCUUUUAAUGUUGCCAAUACACUAAAUUCAAACUUGAUUGGAGUUUGUUUUUUUUUGACUUGUUGCCUUGAAAAGAAAGACUUCUUCAAUUCAUGAAGUGACUUUCAUGACCUUAGAACGACCCAAAGCACUUUAUAGCCAAUGGCGCACUUGAUCGUUGUAAAGAAAGAAAAUCCAGAAACUGGACUGUUUGCCAAGUCUAAACUGCUGCAAUUUCUAAAUCUGACAAUGACAUCUGAAUACCUGACAAGCAAUAGGAAAACUCACUACUAACACUGAAAGCUCAAUAUGGUAAUAAGGCAGGACUUGGAAUCAUGUGGAGUCAGGACGCUAAAUACUAUGUUGUAAGCUUUUUCUGUAACUUGCAGCCAGAUUUAUUCACAGUCGUCAGAACAUAAAUAGGAGCAACUUUGGGUCAUGAUGCUCCUUACGCCCACUCCAUUAUUUGAUACAAUCAAAUGUUCAACCUCAGUUACCCACCCAAACCCCAUUAUCCUUGAUUCCUGUAAUGUCUAAAACUAUUAUUGAUCUUAGGCUCAAAUAUACUCAGGACUGAGCAUCCAAAACCACUUGUGGUAGACAAUUCCAAAGUUUCUUUGCCCUCUGUUUGAAGAAAUUACUUCUUUCUUCUUAAAAGAUUAAUCCUGACUCAGUUCCAAUCUCCCUAAUAAUCUAAUUGACUGUGUAAGGGUUAAACCAUUCACUGACUAUUACUCACCAUCUUAGUGUUUCUCAAAUGUUAUUAAAAUGAAACAAUACUUCUAUAAACAGUGGAAAGUACAUUUAAUAUGUAGUAUUUCAAUCAAAACACUAUUUUUAAAAUACAUGUGUUCUGCAGCUUUUCAAAGUAUCAAACAAUACAUUUGAACAAAAAUAGCAUAUGGAAUAAUGAAGAUGUGAAAUAAAAUCUUAGUGUUGGAGAAACUCAUCAAAUCUGGCAGUAUCUGUAGGGAGAGAAACAGAAUGAAUGUCUCAAAUCCAGUAUGAUACUGAGUUCCAAAGGCAAAAUAUAUUGGGCACAAAAUGUUAACAGUAUUUUGUUCUCCACAGUUGCUGCCAGACCUGUUGCAUUUCUUCAGCAUUUUCUGUUCUAACCCCAUAUACUUAAGCUGUGCAUCAAUUCUUGUCCAGACCUCUCAUCAGUUUUGCCUGUUAGUCUGUCUUGUGACUCCAGUGCAGCAAGAGUUCAGCCUAAUAUCCCAUUAAUUUGCAGCCAAUCUGAUAAUAUAUGGAACUGAAUUAAAGUUCAUAUUGUCCUUUAUCUGCAGAGCGUCAAGAAAAAGCAAAACCAAAUGAAAGUAGUUAUAGUUUUUUUUAUUACUGCUACUCCAAAUUAUAUUCAUUCAUCUAAAAUUAUUUUUAUGAAAUGCAGAGUCACCCAGUAAGAACUGCUAAAAUCUUUCUAAAAGGCUUAUCAUGGUCAAGUUUAUCAAAACUGGACAGAGUGAGUGCAAAUAAAAAUUGAGAUAUUAUCAUCUCUAUUCACUUCUGGGCAGUUAUGUAACCAAAAAAACAUUUUAGGUUACUAGAUAAGCCCAUAAAAUUUUCUUUACGUUAUACAACCUAAAUCCAGUAGCUGAAUUAAAGAGUGUAAAUGGAUUUCUGAGAGGUCUCAGGCUAAUCUUUCAUAACUGACAAGGAUCCCCACGGAUAAAUCAUACCUUUUUCUCACAGUUUGUGUAGUUCAUCUACUGAAAUUUAAGUGGAUCUACCAUGUUUAUUCACCACCCAGCCCCACUCCCAUGUUUUCAGAAUAGAAUUAAAGAGCUGUUCAAUAAUAGUGGGCGGCACGGUGGCACAGUGGUUAGCACUGCUACCUCACAGCGCCAGCGACCCGGGUUCAAUUCCUGCCUCAGGCUUGCACAUUCUCCGGGUUUCCUCCGGGUGCUCCGGUUUCCUCCCACAAUCCAAAAAUGUGCAGGUCAGGUGAAUUGGCUUUGAGAAAUUGCCCAUAGUGUUAGAUGUAGGGGAAUGGGUCUGGGUGGGUUACGCUUCGGCAGGUUGGUGUGGACUUGUUGGGUCGAAGGGCCUGUUUCCACACUGUAAGUAAUCUAAUCUAAUAUGCCAAACAGUGUUUGAUCCACCUCUCAACUGUGUAGCACUUAUGUCUUUCAAUAUAAGAUCAAUAACUGCGAUGGAAAUCAAAUUCUGACAUGAAUAGUCACUAAAUACCUCAAAUCCAAUGAAAAGACCACAAUGACUAUCUUUUGACAUGCAGCUGUAUUUGAGCACAAUACCUGCUAUCAGGUAUCAUGUAACAUACAGUUGGUAUCUAUAAAACAAGAUUGAGAUUCUAUCCAAAACAAUUAAAAGUAAGUCAAUAUAGUAUCUCUGCCUCCUGUAGUAGGGUCGAAUGGUAUUGAAGAAAAUGGGAACUUAUUCAAAGAGUCCAAUGUAUUAAAGGCUGCUUGUCAAUGGUAAUUUGGAAGCCACCUUCCUUCCCUACAAGGCUCAGACGCCUCAGUGCAUCUCUUGGCACUCAUGGUUAGUUGUAUGUGUAGUAUGUGUCCUAAGGUGCAAUCACCUUUGUACAUGGUUAGGCUGGGACUUUUACGCUAGAGUGUAGGAUGUUGAGAGGUGAUCUGAUCAAAGUUUAUAAAGUAAUGAGAGGUAUUGGAGGAAGUAUAGGAAAUGUUUGGAGGGAUAUUGACCAGGAGCAGGCAGGUGGGACUAGUUUAGUUUGGGAUUAUGUUCGACACUGUCUGGUUGGACCGGAAGUCUGUUUCCAUGCUGUAUGACUCUUGAAAGUGAAAAAUUAUUUUAUCUGAAAUAUAGAAAGGAAAACCUAAUGCAGUCAGCUUGACAUGCUUUUUUUGAAUGUCAAGAUGCUGUACUAAUUAAUUUGUAUGAUCUUUGUGUCUGUAAAGCUUUAUAUAAUUAUUCUCCCACCUAUAGACAUUUUCUAAACAACUGGUAAUAAUGUUCUUCCUUUUAAGUUAAUUAAGACAAAAUGAUAUAGGAGCAAAGCAUGUCUAAUUAAAAAUAUCGUUUCAUAAA
Hemiscyllium ocellatum (epaulette shark) is the source of this 7452-nucleotide messenger RNA. RefSeq names its product anoctamin 6 (gene ano6). Gene Ontology annotation, molecular function: chloride channel activity; protein dimerization activity. The record is from RefSeq and is a predicted model, not a curated record. Lineage: Eukaryota; Metazoa; Chordata; Chondrichthyes; Orectolobiformes; Hemiscylliidae. Bases 444 to 3257 code for a protein of 937 amino acids. The transcript is spliced from 22 exons. Gene Ontology annotation, cellular component: plasma membrane. Gene Ontology annotation, biological process: calcium activated phosphatidylserine scrambling; chloride transmembrane transport; calcium activated phosphatidylcholine scrambling.